Exaiptasia diaphana is the source of this 397-nucleotide messenger RNA. RefSeq lists its product as uncharacterized. Lineage: Eukaryota; Metazoa; Cnidaria; Anthozoa; Actiniaria; Aiptasiidae. The transcript has 3 exons. The coding region runs from base 11 to 397 and encodes 128 amino acids. The record is from RefSeq and is a predicted model, not a curated record.
AAUAGACGCGAUGAUGUUUGGAGUAACAAUAAUCCUUCUACUGUUUGCUUCAAAUCUUCCUGAUUUUGCUCAAGGUGUAUGGCGUGACCUAACGGCUGGUAAUGGAAUCUGGAAAGAUACUGGCAACUCGUGGAGUUUCAGUAUGCCGUUAAAUGAUGCCAAAUGGCACUACGGCCCUGCACGAAUUUGGACGACACCUGUUAAUUCGGACUACUAUGAAAUAACAAGCAAAAUAUUGACAUCUCGUUCAGCAAAAUAUGAUUGUGGACACUGUAGUGUCUUUGCAUUACAUUAUAGUUUCAUUUGGUAUUCCUGUGUAAUAUUGGGUUACCUGUGUAAUAUGCAAAUUUGGUUUGUGUGUGUAUUAAACAUGGCGACCAGAGAGAAACACUCGUAG